UCUUUCAGGAAAGCUGAAGGUAAACAUGAACUAAACGACAAAACCUCCAGUUAUAACCUCGGAGUUGCAGCUUAUGCACGCUGUGAUUUCAGAAGUGCCCGAAUUUACUUCGAGUUAGCAUUGAAUGAAGCCAAACAGGCGGGGAACAAGUACAUAGAAGGCAGAGCAUAUAACAGCCUUGGUAUGGCGUAUGACCGUCUCGGUGAUCAUAAAAAAGCAAUCGAAUUUUAUCAGCAGUCUCUUAGUAUCGCAAAAGAGAUUGGAAACAAAGGUUCAGAGGGCAAAGCAUAUGGCAAUCUUGGCAAUGCGUAUCUGUCUCUCUGUAAUUAUAAAAAAGCAAUCGAAUUUUAUCAGCAGUCUCUUACUAUCGCAAAAAAGAUUGGAGAAAAAAAUACAGAGGGCAGUCUAUAUGGCAACCUUGGCAGUGCGUAUGACUUACUCGGUGACUGUAAAAAAGCAAUCGAAUUUCAUCAGCAGUCUCUUAGUAUCGCAAAAGAGAUUGGAAACAAAGUUUCAAAGGGUGCAGCAUAUAGCAACCUUGGCAUUGCGUAUCGCUGUCUCGGUGAUCAUAAAAAAGCAAUCGAAUUUCAUCAGCAGUCUCUUAGUAUCGCAAAAGAGAUUGGAAACAAAGGUUCAGAGGGCAAAGCAUAUGGCAAUCUUGGCAAUGCGUAUCAGUCUCUCGGUAAUUAUAAAAAAGCAAUCGAAUUUUAUCAGCAGUCUCUUACUAUCGCAAAAAGGACUGGAGAAAAAAAUACAGAAGGCAGUCUAUAUGGCAACCUUGGCAAUUCGUAUGGCUUACUCAGUGACUAUAAAAAAGCAAUCGAAUUUUAUCAGCAGUCUCUUAGUAUCGCAAAAGAGAUUGGACACAAAGGUUCAGAAGCGAGAGCAUAUUGCAGCCUUGGCAAUGCGUAUCAUUCUCUCGGUAAUUAUAAAAAAGGAAUCGAAUUUUAUCAGCAGUCUCUGACUAUCGCAAAAGAGAUUGGAGAAAAAAAUACAGAAGGCAGUGUAUAUGACAACCUUGGCAGUGCGUAUUUCUUACUCGGUGACUGUAAAAAAGCAAUCGAAUUUCAUCAGCAGUCUCUUAGUAUCGCAAAAGAGAUUGGAAACAAAGGUUCAGAAGGUGCAGCAUAUACCAACCUUGGCAGAGCGUAUCGGUCUCUCGGUAAUUAUAAAAAAGGAAUCGAAUUUCAUCAGCAGUGUCUUAGUUUCGCCAAAGAGAUGGGAAACAAAGGUUUAGAAGGUACAGCAUAUGCCCACCUUGGCAGUGCGUAUCACCGUCUCGGUGAUCAUAAAAAAGCAAUCGAAUUUCAUCAGCAGUCUCUUAGUAUCGCAAAAGAGACUGGAAAGAAAGGUUUAGAACAAUGUGCAUACAACAAUCUUGGUCUUAUUUUUGAAAAGCUUCGUGAUUUCCGUAAGGCUGAAGGGUGUUUUGAAUCCAGUAUAAAAGUGUUUGAGGAGAUGAGAUUUCUUCUUCAAGAGAAAGAUGAAUGGAAAAUCAGCUUUCGGGAUAAAUUAAAAACGUACAGUUGUUUGUGGAUUAGUCAGUUACGACAAGGAAAAACCAAAGAGGCACUUUUAACAGCUGAGAGGGGACGAGCGCAAGCUCUCGCUGAUCUCAUGGAAUCACAGUAUGGCGCAAAAUCAACUCCAUCAGCAUCAAAAGAGCAGAUUGAAAGAAUAACUAACAUUUCAAGCGUUAUUUCAUCGCCUACGACAUUUCUUGCGGAAGCUUUCGAGUCAGUGUUCUUCUGGGUGUUGCAAAAGGACCAAGAAUGGCAGUUUAUUAUGGGUAGAAAACUCAGUUAUACCUUGGAAGAUAUGACUGACAAAGCAUUCGAACAAAUUCGUGCUACUAAACCUGCCAGGUGCGAAGACCGUUCAUUAGAUUAUCCAGACAACGAAUCUAUUGAAGAUUUAUCCGAUAGGGAUGCCAAUGAAAAAGAAUUUACAUCGUUACAAGCGGGGGGUGAUGCUUUAAAGGAAUUGUAUGAUGUGGUUAUUGCUCCGAUUUCACCCUUGUUAAAAGAUGAGGAACUUAUCAUUGUUCCUGAUGGUGCAUUAUUCUUGAUUCCUUAUGCUGCCCUUCUGGAUCAAAAUUCCAGGUAUUUGUCUGAAACGCUGAGAGUUCGAUUGGCUCCGUCACUAACAAGCUUAAGGCUGCUGUCAGAAUGUCCAGAGGGGCGCCAUUGUACAUCUGGUGCCCUACUAGUUGGUGACCCGUGGAUUGAGACUGUGCGCCUUAAAAGCGGAGAAAAACUAAUAAGAUAUUUCCAACUCCCUGGCGCCGAAGAGGAGGUAAAAAUGAUUGGACAGAUAUUAAACGUUGAGCCUCUCACUGGAAAGGACGCUACAAAAGAACAAGUGCUAAGCAGGCUAAAAUCAGUUUCUUUAGUUCACAUUGCAGCUCAUGGUUCUGAAGAAAGGGGUGAAAUUCUGUUGUCACCUAAUCUGGGCAGCUCUGAACCUCCCGAAGAGAAAGACUUUCUUUUCACCAUGACAGAUAUGUUGGAUGUAAAAUUGAACGCCAAGCUUGUUAUCUUGAGCUGCUGUCACAGUGGGCGAGGAGAGGUCAAGGCUGAGGGCGUGGUUGGUAUUGCACGUGCUUUUUUAGGAGCCGGUGCGCGUUCUGUUAUUGCGUCACUUUGGGCGAUUGAUGACGAAGCCACUCUGGCGUUUAUGAGACACUUUUACGAGCAUUUGGUCAAGGGGCAGAGUGCAAGUAAAUCGCUUCAUGAGGCCAUGAAAAUGAUGCGAGAGUCAGACGACUUCAAUGCCGUGAAGUACUGGGCGCCAUUUAUGCUGAUUGGCGAUGACGUCACUUUAAAUUUCGACCAAUGA
Molecule: messenger RNA, 2838 nt
Organism: Porites evermanni
Lineage: Eukaryota; Metazoa; Cnidaria; Anthozoa; Scleractinia; Poritidae
Source: the annotation of a GenBank genome assembly